CCAGCGAAUCAUGGCUUCAUCGUCCAACUGGGCUCUGUUUCCUCCCAAUUUUUGAACUAAACAGUAUCAUUACUGAUUACUGUACUGAGCAUCACCGAUUCUCCCACCAAAAUUGCAUUUCUCCUUCUUUUUCCUGCGUCUGAACUCUGAACCCUCUUCUUCUACUUACUAUUCAUUGUCACUCUCACUUCCCAAUGCCCACCAAUUCUUGCUUCAUCUUUUUCACCAUCAUCUCCUUCUUCGUCAUCACGAGCAUGGUUUGUAGGGUUCGAGCAGUGGGUGUGAACUGGGGUACUUUAGCAUCCCACCCUCUUCCGCCUCCAAAGGUGGUGAGCCUCUUGAAGUCCAACAAUAUCAACAAGGUCAAGCUCAUUGAUGCUGACUCAAACGUUCUUCAAGCGCUUUCCGGGUCUAACAUUGGCGUCACUGUGGGUAUUCCUAACUCUAUGCUUAGAGGCUUGAACUCUUCCAAGAAGGCUGCUGACAGCUGGGUCCAUGAUAAUGUGACUCGCUACUUUCUUAAUGGGGGCAGUGGAGUUCGAAUCGAAUAUGUUGCUGUGGGUGAUGAACCAUUUCUCCAAUGCUAUGGUGAGCAAUUUCAUCCCUUUGUCAUCGGAGCAGUUACAAACAUUCAUUCGGCUUUAGCGAGAGCGAAAUUGGAUAGCAAAGUGAAAGUUGUGGUUCCAUUCAGUUUUGACAAUUUCCAGUCAGAAUCUAACCUUCCCUCUAAAGCCUAUUUCAGACCUGACCUCAACAAAACCAUGAUUGAACUCUUGUCAUUUCUUAAUAAGCAUGAGUCCCCUUUCUUUGUGAGUAUUUCUCCUUUCCUAGAACACCUUCAGAACAAAAACAUAUCGCUGGACUUUGCGCUCUUUAAAGAAACAGCACACAUUCGCAACGAUAACCAUAGAGCAUACAAAAACAGCUUUGACUUGAGCUAUGAUACAGUGGUGACUGCAUUAUCAGGCGCAGGAUUUCCAAAUAUGGACGUUAUCAUGGCGAAGAUUGGUUGGCCAACAGAUGGAGCAGUCAAUGCAACUUCAUACCUUGCAGAGACCUUCAUGAAGGGUUUGAUGAACCACCUUCAUAGCAACUUGGGUACCCCGCUUAAACCUCGGCAUCCACUCACCGAAACAUACCUAUUUAGCCUUCUCGACGAGGACCAAAGGAGCAUUGCUUCUGGAAACUAUGAGAGGCACUGGGGUAUAUUCACUUUUGAUGGCCAAGCAAAGUACCAGGUGGAUCUUGGUCAAGGUCCAUCAAAGAGCCUUGUGAAUGCACAAAAUGUUGAGUAUCUUUCUUCCAAGUGGUGCGUGGUGAACAAUAAUGAAAUUAUGCCAUGAGAUUGGGCAAAGUGACUUUUUUAAUCUUCUCCCCUCUAUUACUAACAUUCAGCUUGGCUGUUUUGAUCAAAUUUAGAUGGCCCGGGAUCCUUUUUUUUUA
This is a messenger RNA of Prosopis cineraria, 1443 nucleotides long. RefSeq names its product glucan endo-1,3-beta-glucosidase 9. The transcript has 2 exons. Gene Ontology annotation, molecular function: hydrolase activity, hydrolyzing O-glycosyl compounds. The coding region runs from base 195 to 1343 and encodes 382 amino acids. Gene Ontology annotation, biological process: carbohydrate metabolic process. Lineage: Eukaryota; Viridiplantae; Streptophyta; Magnoliopsida; Fabales; Fabaceae. Gene Ontology annotation, cellular component: plasma membrane. The record is from RefSeq and is a predicted model, not a curated record.